This is a messenger RNA of Panicum hallii, 2517 nucleotides long. RefSeq names its product probable beta-D-xylosidase 7. Gene Ontology annotation, cellular component: plant-type cell wall. Gene Ontology annotation, biological process: arabinan catabolic process; xylan catabolic process. Gene Ontology annotation, molecular function: xylan 1,4-beta-xylosidase activity; alpha-L-arabinofuranosidase activity. The coding region runs from base 1 to 2349 and encodes 782 amino acids. The record is from RefSeq and is a predicted model, not a curated record. The transcript has 3 exons. Lineage: Eukaryota; Viridiplantae; Streptophyta; Magnoliopsida; Poales; Poaceae.
AUGGCUAGCUCCUCCGGCCCGAGACGAGGCAUCAACGGCGGCGGCAUGGCGGCGGUGCUCCUCCUCGUGACGGCGCUGGCGGCGUUUUCGGGAGCGGCGGCCGCGGACCUGCCGUUCUCGUGCGGAGCGUCAUCGGCGGAGGCCGCCCAGGGUUACGCGUUCUGCGACACGAUGCUGGGCCCCGCGACGCGCGCGGCGGACCUGGUGUCCCGGCUGACCCCCGCGGAGAAGGUGGCCCAGCUGGGCGACGUCGCCCCCGGAGUGCCGCGGCUGGGCGUGCCGGCCUACAAGUGGUGGAACGAGGCGCUGCACGGGCUGGCCACCUCGGGCAAGGGGCUCCACUUCAAUGCCCCCGGCGGCGUCCGCGCCGCCACCAGCUUCCCGCAGGUGCUCCUCGCCGCCGCCGCGUUCGACGACGGCCUCUGGUUCCGCAUCGGCCAGGCGAUCGGCCGCGAGGCCCGGGCGCUGUUCAAUGUCGGCCAGGCGGAGGGCCUCACCAUGUGGUCCCCGAACGUGAACAUCUUCCGGGAUCCGCGGUGGGGCCGGGGGCAGGAGACCCCCGGCGAGGACCCCGCCAUCGCCAGCCGCUACGCCGCCGCCUUCGUCCGGGGCAUCCAGGGGAACGGCUCCUCGCUCCUGCAGACCUCGGCGUGCUGCAAGCACGCCACGGCCUACGACCUCGAGGACUGGGGCGGCGUGCAGCGCUACAGCUUCGUGCCCCGCGUCACGGCGCAGGACCUCGAGGACACCUUCAACCCGCCGUUCCGGAGCUGCGUCGCCGACGGCGGCGCCACCUGCGUCAUGUGCGCCUACACGGCCGUCAACGGCGUCCCGUCCUGCGCCGACGCCGGCCUGCUCACGGGCACCGUCCGCGGCGACUGGGGCCUCGACGGCUACGUCGCGUCGGACUGCGACGCCGUGGCCAUCAUGCGCGACGCCCAGCGCUACGCGGCCUCGCCGGAGGACGCCGUCGCCGUCGCGCUCAAGGCCGGACUAGACAUCGACUGCGGCGCGUACGUCCAGCAGCACGCCACGGUCGCGAUCCAGCAGGGGAAGCUGACGGAGCAGGACAUGGACAGGGCGCUUACCAACCUCUUCGCCGUCCGGAUGCGGCUGGGCCACUUCGACGGCGACCCCAGGAGCAACGCGUACGGCGCCCUCGGCGCCGCGGAUAUCUGCACGCCGGAGCACAGGAGCCUCGCGCUCGAGGCGGCGCAGGACGGCAUCGUGCUGGUCAAGAACGACGGCGGCCUCCUCCCGCUCGACCGGUCCGCGGUCGGCUCCGCCGCCGCAAUCGGGCCCAACGCCGACGACGGCCGGGCGCUCAUCGCCAACUACUUCGGCCCGCCGUGCGAGUCCACCACGCCGCUCAAGGGGCUCCAGAGCUACGUGACCGACGUGAGGUUCCUGGCCGGGUGCAGCUCGGCGGCCUGCGACGCCGCCGCCACGGACCAGGCGACCGCGCUGGCGGGCUCCGCGGACUAUGUGUUCCUCUUCAUGGGUCUGAGCCAGCAGCAGGAGAGCGAAGGGAAGGACAGGACCAGCCUGCUGCUCCCGGGGAUGCAGCAGAGCCUCAUCACCGCCGUCGCGGACGCCGCGAAGCGACCAGUGAUCCUAGUGCUCCUCUCCGGCGGCCCCGUGGACAUCACGUUCGCGCAGUCCAACCCCAAGAUUGGCGCCAUCCUGUGGGCUGGGUACCCCGGCCAGGCCGGCGGGCUCGCCAUCGCCAGAGUGCUCUUCGGAGACCACAAUCCUGGCGGGAGGCUGCCGGUGACGUGGUACCCGGAGGAGUUCACCAAGGUGCCCAUGACGGACAUGCGGAUGCGCGCGGACCCGGCCACCGGCUACCCCGGCCGGAGCUACCGCUUCUACCAGGGCAAGACAGUCUACAAGUUCGGCUACGGCCUCAGCUACUCCAGUUUCUCCCGCAAGCUAGUCUCCCGGACCAACACGCCGGCGUUCUCCACCGCCGUCCUCACCAGACUAAGGGAGACGAUGACAGGGGAAGAUGGCAGGAGCUACCAUGUCGACAACAUCGGCACCGACGGUUGCGAGCAGCUCAAGUUUCCGGCCACCGUAGAGGUGAAGAACCACGGCCCCAUGGACGGCAAGCACUCGGUGCUCAUGUUCCUCCGGUGGCCCAACGCGACCGACGGCCGGCCAUCGAGCCAGUUGAUCGGGUUCAGGAGCCAGCAUCUCAAGGCAGGGGAGAGGGCGAACCUCAGGUUUGAUGUCAGUCCUUGCGAGCAUUUCAGCAGGGUGACGGAGGAUGGAAAGAAGGUGAUCGAUAGAGGGUCUCACUUCCUCAUGGUUGACGACCACGAGAUGGAGAUCAGAUUUGAGGCUUGAGGUUUAGAUGGUGGGGAAGAAGUACAGCUCGCUCGACACGGCGUGCCAUUCUUUCCUAGUACGAUUUAGGUCUUCAUUGAUCAUUCAUGCCAUAGAAAGUAGAGUAAAAUGUUCACGAUUUACCACGUAGCAAGUUCCAUUUGAAUUCAAAAUAUAAACCUAGAAAUA